AUGUAUACUACUACGUUUUUUUUUUAUCUUUUAUUCGCCUUCCCUAUCUGUCUUUUCCUACCUCUUCAUCAUAUUUCCUCCUCCCCGCCUCCGCCAUUAACGUCCCUUUCUCCAAUCCUUUUCUCCAACAACCCUACCUUCCGUUUUACUUCUUUUUCAUUACUUUUAUUCUUUUCUUUUUCUUUCAUCUUUCCUGUCAUUUUUAAUUUAUUUUUCUUCUUUUUUUCUUUCCUGUCAUUUUUAAUUUAUUUUUCUUCUUUUUUUCUUUCCUGUCAUUUUUCAUUUAUCUUUCUACCUUUCCUUCUUUUCAUUCGUCAUUUAUUUUUCUUCUUUUUUCUUCUUUUUAUUCGUCAUUUAUUUUUCUUCUUUUUUCUUCUUUUUAUUCGUCAUUUAUUUUACUUCUUUUUCCUUCCAUUUGUUUUUCAUUUAUUUUACUUUUAUCAUUCCUUAAAUUCUUCAUUUAUUUUUUCUUCUUUUUUCCUCCUUUUAUUCUUCAUUUAUUUUCUUCUUCUUCUUCUUCUUCUUCUUCCUUCCUUCCUUCCUUCCUUCCUACAUUCAGUCUUCCUUCCUUCCUUCCUUCCUUCAUUCAUUCAGUCUUCCUUCCUUCCUUCCUUCCUUCCUUCCUACAUUCAGUCUUCCUUCCUUCCUUCCUUCAUUCAUUCAUUCAGUCUUCCUUCCUUCCUUCCUUCCUUCAUUCAUUGUCUUCCUUCCUUCCUUCCUUCAUUCAUUCAUUCAGUCUUCCUUCCUUCCUUCAUUCAUUCAUUCAGUCAGUCUUCCUUCCUUCCUUCCUUCAUUCAUUCAUUCAGUCUUCCUUCCUUCCUUCCUUCCUUCCUUCCUUCAUUCAUUCAUUCAGUCUUCCUUCCUUCCUUCCUUCCUUCCUUCCUUCCUCUUAUUCUUCAUUUAUUUGUUUUCUUUUAUUCUUACUUUCAUUCUUCAUUUGUUUUUCUUCUUUUUAAUUCCUAUCUUUCUUCACUUAUUUUUCUACUUUUUCUUUCCUUUUAUUCUUUAUUUAUUUUUCUCUUUUUAAUUCCUUUUAUUUUUCAUUUAUUUGUUUUUCUUAUAUCCUUCCAUUCAUUCGCCAUUUUUCCUUUCAUUUUUCAUUUAUUUUAUUUCUUUUUCCCUUAUUUUCAUUCACUUCAAUUAUCAUUCCCUCUUUUUUCUUCUAAUCAUUCAAUUAUGUUGCUUCAUUUUCCUUCAUAUUAUCCUUCGUUUGUUUUUUCUUAUCGAUUCCUUCUUUUUCCUCUUCUUUUAUUUUUCUUUCUUUUCUUCAUUAAUACCAUCCUUCUGUUAUUUUUCCCCUUCAUUGACUUUUCUUUCCUUUCACAUUUCAGCUCCCUUUUUUCUUUCUUUUCUUCAUUAACUGUCAUACUACAUUUAUUUUUCUUCUUAUCAUCCAUCAUUUAUUUUUUCCUUUGUUUUCUUCCGAUCAUAAUUCCUUUCUUUAUCUCUUUCCUAUCAUACUUCAUUUAUUAUCCUGCAUUUUUCUUCCAUAUUAUCCUUCAUAUUUUUCCUUUUUCCUUCCUGUCAUUCUCUAUUGUUUCUUUUUUUUUUUCGUUCCUAUCAUACUUCCUUUACUCUUUUUUCUUUCACAUUAUACUUAAUUUAUUUUUCCUUUUUUCUUCUUCUUCUUAUCAUACUUAUUUAUUAUAUUAUCGUUCAUUUAUUCUUAUUCUUUCUGGUCAUGAUACAUUUCUUCUUCACCUUCUUUAUUCUUAA
Messenger RNA from Acanthosepion pharaonis, 1716 nucleotides. The record is from the annotation of a GenBank genome assembly. NCBI's taxonomy places the organism in Eukaryota, Metazoa, Mollusca, Cephalopoda, Sepiida, Sepiidae.